This is a messenger RNA of Prunus avium (sweet cherry), 2036 nucleotides long. RefSeq names its product anthranilate synthase alpha subunit 1 (gene ASA1). Lineage: Eukaryota; Viridiplantae; Streptophyta; Magnoliopsida; Rosales; Rosaceae. Gene Ontology annotation, molecular function: anthranilate synthase activity. Gene Ontology annotation, biological process: L-tryptophan biosynthetic process. The record is from RefSeq and is a predicted model, not a curated record.
GACCCCAUUUUUCGCAGAGAGCACACCCCAGAGCACCACCACAAACACCGAACACAGAGAGAGAGAGAGACCCCAUUUUUCCCUUGUAAGAAUGCAAGCCCCGUGCAUCUCCCGGCGCUUGGUUCCGGCGAGCCAACGGCUGUCUCCGGUUCCGGUCAUCGGCAUUUCGAGCAGAAGCUCAACUUCGCUUGCAUGUGUCCCUAGAACGAAAUGCUGCUCUCUCUCGAACCAGUCCUUAGCUAAUGAUGUAAAGAAGUUUGAGGAAGCUUCAAAGAAUGGAAAUUUGGUUCCCCUUUCCAAAUGCAUUUUUUCUGACCAGCUCACUCCAGUUCUGGCGUACCGAUGCUUGGUUAAGGAAGACGAUCGAGAGGCUCCAAGCUUUCUCUUUGAGUCAGUGGAGCAAAACAAUCAGGGGCGUUACAGUGUUGUUGGAGCUCAACCAACAAUGGAAAUCGUGGCGAAAGAAAAUAAGGUGACGAUAAUGGAUCAUGAAGAAAGAUGUUUGACUGAGGAGGUUGUAGAGGAUCCAAUGGCUAUUCCAAGAAGAAUCUCAGAGACUUGGAGUCCCCAACUUAUUGAUGACCUUCCAGAUGCAUUUUGUGGUGGCUGGGUCGGUUACUUUUCGUAUGAUACAGUUCGGUACGUGGAAAGAAGAAGACUGCCAUUCUCAAAGGCCCCCAAGGAUGACAGAAAUCUUCCAGACAUGCAUUUAGGGCUGUAUGAUGAUGUAAUAGUAUUUGAUCACGUGGAGAAGAGAGUUUAUGCAAUUCAUUGGGUGAGGCUAGACCGGUACUCCUCAGUUGAGAAAGCUUAUACAGAUGGAGUAAGACGUUUGGAGAAAUUAGUGGCUAGAGUACACGACAUUGACGUCCCAAGGCUGUCUCCAGGUUCCAUGAAUCUACGUACUCGCCAAUUUGGUCCUCCUUUAAAGAACUCGAACAUGACAAGCGAGGCUUACAAGAACAUAGUAAAUCAUGCAAAAGAACAUAUAGUCGCAGGGGAUAUUUUCCAGAUUGUAUUAAGUCAACGAUUUGAACGCCGAACAUUUGCUGACCCAUUUGAAGUUUAUAGAGCCUUGAGGACUGUAAAUCCCAGUCCAUAUUUGACUUACUUGCAGGCUAGAGGGUGUAUCCUGGUUGCUUCAAGUCCAGAAAUUCUAAUGAGUGCAAAAAAGAAAAAGAUAAUCAAUCGGCCAUUAGCUGGAACUUGUAGAAGAGGGAAGACAACUGCAGAAGAUCAAAUGUUAGAAGAGCAGCUACUUGAUGAUGAAAAGCAAUGUGCAGAGCACAUCAUGCUGGUUGAUCUGGGUCGGAAUGACGUUGGAAAGGUCUGCAAAUUCGGCUCCGUGAAGGUGGAUAGAUUGAUGGAAAUUGAACGGUAUUCCCAUGUAAUGCACAUAAGCUCCACGGUUACGGGAGAGCUGCACGAUGAUCUCACUUGCUGGGAUGCCCUGCGAGCUGCAUUGCCUGUCGGAACUGUUAGUGGUGCACCAAAGGUGAAGGCCAUGGAGUUGAUUGAUGAGCUGGAGGUAGCAAGGCGUGGCCCGUACAGCGGUGGAUUUGGAGCGGUUUCCUUUUCUGGUGAUAUGGACAUUGCGCUAGCUCUGAGGACCAUGGUGUUUACAACAGGAUCCCGUUUCGACACAUUGUACUCUUACAAAGAUGCCAGCCGGCGCCGGGAAUGGGUCGCUCAUCUUCAAGCUGGUGCUGGUAUUGUGGCUGACAGUGAUCCCGAUGAUGAAAACCAAGAGUGCCAGAACAAAGCUGCUGGUCUUGCUCGUGCCAUCGACUUGGCUGAGGCAGCAUUUGUUGAUCAAUGAUGUCUGUUUUGAAUCUUUGAUGGCUCAAGUGGAUGGAUCUGUGACCUUCGAAGUGAAGUUCUCAGGCACCCACAGUUAAUGUCAACUUGUCAAGAGAAAGUAUCGUAUACAUAGUUCGUAAUAUGCGUUCAGUAACCAAAGGCAGAACUCUUAAGAGCAUACACAAUCAUGCUCUCUAUUUUUUAGUUUAAAUUUAGCUAAAAACAUAUCAAAGCUA